Messenger RNA from Anoplopoma fimbria (sablefish), 543 nucleotides. It is a transcript of the gene stmnd1, whose product is annotated as stathmin domain containing 1. Gene Ontology annotation, cellular component: cytoplasm; neuron projection. Gene Ontology annotation, molecular function: tubulin binding. The transcript is spliced from 5 exons. Gene Ontology annotation, biological process: neuron projection development; regulation of microtubule polymerization or depolymerization; microtubule depolymerization. Bases 1 to 543 code for a protein of 180 amino acids. The record is from RefSeq and is a predicted model, not a curated record. Lineage: Eukaryota; Metazoa; Chordata; Actinopteri; Perciformes; Anoplopomatidae.
AUGCCCAGGAAGCUCCCUCCUCUGACAUCUGUGUGUGUUAGAGAACGCGAUGCGUACAGAAUUACACAAGAUGGCACACUGCAGGAGCGACCAAAGUCCAGCGAGAUCCUGGAGGAGCUGCUGAACCAAGGCAUCAUACCAGUGGGACAGAGCAGAGAGAGGAGCAGCAGGGCUGGAGAGGCCUACAGCAUCAUGCUGGAUGACAAGGAGGGGGUCAAGCGAAAGCCGCCUGUCAGACUGGAGUCCCUAAAGGCCAAGAAGGCGCAAAGUGUCCCCAGCAUAGAAGAGAUUGAGGAGAAGAUACGACUUGCUGAGGAGAGACGCAAGUUAAGGAAAGACGAGCUAAAGAUGCGUUUGAGGAUCAAGUCGGCCCGGGUUCGGGGCCCCGCUCCCACCUCCAGCACAGAGGAGGACGAGGACACAGCCCUCACUCUUGUGGAGUCGCUGCAGUUACCUCCCACCCCGAACCCCCUCAAUCCACUGCCCCACAGCCAGAUAACACGGGAGGAGGCCGAGGGUGGAGAGGGGGGAAGGGAAUUGUAG